AUGGAUUACCUUAAAUCUGCGCUUCCUUCACAAAUAAUGGCAGAACGAGGCUCCAAUCUUGUUGUUAUCAACCCUGGUUCUGCAAAUAUUAGAAUUGGCCUUGCUUCACAGGAUACCCCUUUUAAUGUUCCUCAUUGCAUUGCUCACUAUACCAAACAGGUUCCUAAGAGGAAUGUUCAAGAUCAGAUGCUUAAUAGUCAGGUUACAACUGCACAGCACAUGGAAAGGGAAAAGGCUUAUGAUGUUAUUGCAUCUUUGUUGAAGAUACCCUUUCUGGAUGAAGAACCUUCCGGCAACUCUUUUCCCCGAAAGAUGGGACGUGUUGACGGAUACAAUUCACAUAGUAACAGGAAAGAUUCGCCUUUCACUUGGACUAACGUUUACGAAGAGGUCACUAGUUCGUCUUCACUUUCAGCAUUAGAGACUACAAAUAAAGACGAGGCUAGCGUGUCUUUGGACUCAAAAGAUGGUACAGAUUUCAAGGAAAUUGGCACGAGCAAUCGAAAAUUCAGAGAGUUCAUUUGUGGUGAGGAAGCAUUAAGGAUAUCUCCCACUGAACCUUAUUGUUUAUGCCGUCCAAUCCGCAGAGGACACUUGAAUAUUUCACAACACUAUCCUAUGCAACAGGUGCUUGAGGAUCUGCAUGCUAUAUGGGAUUGGAUUUUAAUAGAGAAACUGCAUAUUCCUCGCAAUGAAAGAAACAUGUACUCUGCUAUUCUUGUGAUGCCAGAAACAUUUGAUAAUCGUGAAAUAAAGGAAAUUCUAUCCGUAGUUCUACAAGAACUAUGCUUUGGCUCUGCCGUGGUGCACCAGGAAGGUCUUGCUGCAGUUUUUGGAAAUGGAUUAUCAACAGCAUGUGUAGUGAAUAUUGGUGCUCAGGUUACAUCACUUAUAUGCAUAGAGGAUGGAGCUGCUCUACCAUCAACUGCAAGGACUUUAACUUUUGGCGGUGAGGAUAUAUCAAGGGGUCUUCUCUGGACGCAAAGGCAUCACCAGACCUAUCCACAAAUUCGAACAGAUAUGUUGACAAAGCCUAUUGACUUGUUAAUGUUAAAUCAACUGAAAGAGUCAUAUUGUGAAAUCAGAGAGGGGCAACUUGAUGCCGUUGCAGUAGUUCAUUCCUACGAGGACAAAGCGCCGCCUGGAUCUCACAGGACAAGGCUUACUGCUCUCAAUGUUCCUCCCAUGGGGUUGUUCUAUCCAAUGCUUUUUGUUCCAGACGUGUAUCCUCCUCCACCACGGACUUGGUUUAGUGACUACGAGGAUAUGCUAGAAGAUACAUGGCAUAUUGACUUUUCCCGAAGGUCUGACAUGUCAGAUACUUUCUAUCCUAAUGUCAAUGGAGGAUUGCCGAUGUGGGAAAGCUAUCCUGUUUACUCAACUAAGCCGAAAAAAGAAGAAAAUCUCGGCCUUGCCGAAGCUAUUACCAACUGCAUUCUCUCAACUGGUCGCAUAGACAUCCAGAGAAAAUUAUUUUGUAGCAUACAAUUGACCGGCGGCGUGGCUUUGACAAAUGGUUUAGUUCCCGCAGUUGAAGAAAGGGUUUUACACGCUAUUCCUCCAAAUGAAGCAAUUGAUACAGUCGAGGUUAUACAAUCAAGAUCAAAUCCGACAUUUGUAUCAUGGAAAGGCGGGGCGAUUCUUGGAGUACUGGAUUUAGGUAGAGAUGCAUGGAUAAACAGGGAAGACUGGAUUCAAAACGGGGUUCAUGUUGGGAGUAACAGAAAAUACAAGGAUUCUUAUUAUCUUCAAGCUCAAGCUAUGUGUUACAUUAAUUCUUGA
Messenger RNA from Lathyrus sativus (Indian pea), 1782 nucleotides. The record is from the annotation of a GenBank genome assembly. Lineage: Eukaryota; Viridiplantae; Streptophyta; Magnoliopsida; Fabales; Fabaceae.